AUGAGGCUCUUCUCAAUAGCCCAGCUAGUGACACUUCUGGUGCCUCUGCUUCAUCCGGAUGGCUCGACUGCUCAGUCGCUCAGUGAUCACCUCAACCCACCCUACGCGCUGCGAGUUUUAUCCCCUCACAAUUUCGUACAUAAGGCAUUAGUUCAAGCCGCAGAUGGCACACCCGACGGUGCCGGGCUCUUUGUUCGGGAUUGGAAGCGCUCGCCAUUGUCUUCAGCCUGGCAAUUCGAAGUCACGGGUCAGCUCAACGAGACACAGAUGCUUAACGACACCGCCCAGUUGAUUGUCAUAGGAUCUAAGAUAUACAUGUGGUCACCUGAGCCAGCAACUAUGAGAAUGUCGGUCAUAACUAAGUCUGCAGCGCAAAGUGGAUUCCCCGGCACACCAUGGCCGUCGGUCUAUAUUUCAGCGAAGUGGCAGUUCAACAUUGCGAAAGAUACGUUAACAGGAAAAUGGAUGCUGUUAAACCCCUAUGACCACGGGGGCUGGACAUCGCAGCUGAACACGCAACCUCCAGAUGGUACAUGGGCGAUUCUUUGGUGGAACGGCACUGCUGACGCUGAAGUGGAUCCAUCAAAUGUUCCAAUAUCUCUUGAGGUUGUUUCUGUCCCGGAUCUAUUGGAGAGUUAG
Molecule: messenger RNA, 639 nt
Organism: Venustampulla echinocandica
Lineage: Eukaryota; Fungi; Ascomycota; Leotiomycetes; Helotiales; Pleuroascaceae
Exons: 2
Coding region: 1-639 (212 amino acids)
Source: RefSeq, a predicted model, not a curated record